Fragaria vesca subsp. vesca is the source of this 1932-nucleotide messenger RNA. RefSeq names its product putative cell division cycle ATPase-like. Gene Ontology annotation, molecular function: ATP binding; ATP hydrolysis activity. Bases 171 to 1760 code for a protein of 529 amino acids. The transcript has a single exon. The record is from RefSeq and is a predicted model, not a curated record. Lineage: Eukaryota; Viridiplantae; Streptophyta; Magnoliopsida; Rosales; Rosaceae.
AAACAUAAACAAAAUGUAACGCAUCCCAAUGUGAACAAAACACAGAGGCAAAGCUCAAGAAUGUAUGCUUGAGCCCUCCACCGGACAAGUGAAAGUCCCUAUUAAGUCUGUUGAAGAGCCCAAAUUCCAUAUAUAUACAAGUGUCUUAAAUCUUGUAAAACCAACCAACCAUGCUCAAGAGGAUGAUGAUGAGAGAAAUGUGGUUGUGGCCUCGACUGGGCUCACUGGGUUCAGUACUGGCAAGUAUGAUGUUUGCUUAUGCCAUGUUUCAACGAUACUUUCCCCAUCAACUCCGGAGCCACAUUCAAAGAUAUACACAGAAAUGGUUCGGGUGUGUGUACCCUUACAUCCAGAUUUCCUUCGAUGAAUAUUCCGGCGAGUUGCACAAGCGCAGUGAAGUGUUCACUGCCAUCCAAAGCUACCUGAGCACCAAGUCGUCUACAGAAGCAAAACGGCUCAAAGCAAAAGAAGUCAAGGGUAGCAAGUCUUUAGUCCUUGUCAUGGAUGACAAUGAAGAGGUGACUGAUGAAUUCCAAGGCAUUAAGCUGUGGUGGACUUCCAGGAAAACUGCGCCUAGGCAAUCUUCAUCAUUUCCUUUCUAUCCUCAGCCUGAUGAGAAGAGGCGUUAUAAGCUCACAUUCCACCGACGCCACCGGGAUAUAAUCACAGGGACUUAUAUUGACCAUGCGAGAAAAGAAGGGAAGGCAAUAACGGUGAGUCAUAGGCAAAGGAAGCUUUACAUUAACAAUCCUCCUGGAUACAAAACGAGGAAAUGGAGCUCCGUAGCCUUUGAACACCCUGCAACAUUUGAGAGCAUAGCAAUGGAGCCAAAAAAGAAAGAGGACAUCAUCAAUGACCUCAUGAAGUUCAGCAAUGGUAAGGAGUACUAUGCGAAAAUAGGGAAGCCUUGGAAAAGGGGUUAUCUUCUGUAUGGACCACCAGGCACUGGUAAGUCCACUAUGAUAGCUGCCAUGUCUAACCUCAUGAACUAUGAUGUUUAUGAUCUUGAGCUAACGACAGUGAAGAGCAACACUGAUCUGAGGAAGCUGCUGAUUGACACGCCUAGUAAGUCUAUCAUUGUGAUCGAGGACAUUGAUUGCUCACUUGAUCUUACGGGGCAACGAAAGAAAAGGAAGGAGAGAGAUGAAGAAGAUAAAGAAAUAAAGGAUCCGAUCCGUAAAAUGAAGGAAGGAGAAGAAAGCAAAGCAAGGCAGGUUACUUUGUCUGGGCUAUUGAACUUCAUUGAUGGUAUUUGGUCAGCUUGUGGAAGUGAAAGGAUCAUUGUGUUUACCACUAAUUAUGUGGAGAAACUUGAUCCUGCUCUUAUAAGAAGAGGAAGGAUGGACAAGCAUAUUGAAUUGUCUUAUUGUUGCUACGAAGCUUUCAAAGUUCUUGCAAGGAACUACUUGGAUUUAGAUUCGCAUGAAUUGUUCGGAAGCAUUGAAUGCUUAUUGGGGGAGACCAACAUGACUCCAGCUGAUGUAGCAGAGAAUUUGAUGCCUAAAUCUAAUGUAGAGGAUGCCAGCUCUUGUUUGAAGAACUUAAUUGAAGCUCUCGAGGUUGCAAAGGAGGAGGCAAGAGUGAAGGCUGAGGAAGAAGCAAGAAAGAAGGCAGAGAAAGAAGCAAAAGUGAAGGCAAAGAAAGAAGCAAAAUUGAAGGCAGAGGAAGAAGCAAUUUUGAAGGCAGAGAAAGCAGAGAAGGAAACAGAAGAAUCUGCUAAAGAUGAAGACAAAAGUAUCGGAACAGAUAACAAGUUGUGAAAGAAAAUGGAGUUGUCCAUUGAAAAUGAGGAAAAGAGUUAAAUUAUCUGCAUAACUACAACCAUCUGUUCCAUUAUCUAUCCAAAUCACUGUGUUUUUUCCAAUGUUUAAUAAGAAUCAUGUAAUGGAGUUGUUUACCAUUUUUUCAUAGCAACCAAUGAUCUUUUUUAUG